Messenger RNA from Mixia osmundae IAM 14324, 2787 nucleotides. RefSeq lists its product as uncharacterized. Gene Ontology annotation, cellular component: plasma membrane. The record is from RefSeq and is a predicted model, not a curated record. The coding region runs from base 1 to 2787 and encodes 928 amino acids. Lineage: Eukaryota; Fungi; Basidiomycota; Mixiomycetes; Mixiales; Mixiaceae. The transcript has 8 exons. Gene Ontology annotation, molecular function: calcium-activated cation channel activity.
AUGGCGACAGGCAACGACGCUGUCAAUGCCGUGCUUGGAGACUACGAAUCCAAGCUCACUGCUGUUGCGCCAAAGGCAGUGGGCAUCCAGUUGGGGCUUUUCCUUGCCCUCAGCUUGGCAUGCCUCGUCGGCUUCAUGUUGCUGCGUACCAACAAUUCUGUCAUCUACGCACCUAGAUACAAAUUCAUAGAUCCAGCGUCGCCCAAACGCCCGCCAAAGAUACAACCGACCGCUUUCGGAUGGCUGAAACCGCUCGUGUCUGUUCACGAGAAGGAGAUGCUUGUCAUCGUCGGCCUCGAUUCGGUCUGCUUCUUGCGCUUCUUGAGGAUGUGCCGGUGGAUGUUUGGCAUCGUAGCGCUGCUCUCUUGCGGUGUCCUCAUCCCCGUCAAUCUCGUCUACAACCUCAAGAAUGUUGAAUCCGACUCACGCAAUCCGCUCUCAUCGAUCGCAAUCACAAAUGUCAAAGGCAACAUUCUCUAUACACACGUUGCCGUGCUCUACUUGAUCACCUUGAUCGUCGCCUUUUUCCUCUGGAGGAACUUCGCUGCCAUGUGCGAGCUCAGAUGGGAGUACUUUCGAGGCGAAGAGUACCAGCACAGCGUGAAUUCUCGCAGCGUCAUGAUCACACAGAUACCCAAGAAACUUCAAAGCGAUGCCGGCGUGCGCGACAUCAUCACCGAAAGGUGCAACAUAGAGUAUCCCACGACGGACAUUGCGAUCGGCCGCAGGGUCGGCCAUUUGCCAGAAUUGAUCAGGCGACACAACAAUGCCGUCAAAGCGCUCGAAGAAGCUUUUGCACGCUACAGUAAAAACUUUCCCAAAGUACCGGCUCAGCGGCCUCGCACAAAGGUUGGCUCCCGGCUCGGCAUGGGCGGCAACACCGUCGAUACUUUCGAAUUCUUGCUGCAAAAGGUCGAGAUGUACAAGCAGAAGAUAGAGCUCGAGCGCGCCAAUAUCCGAACCAAGAAAGCAGAAAACUAUGGCUUUGCGAGCUUUCAAUCGCCGCCGUAUGCUCACAUUGUAGCCGAACGACUCGAAGGACACAAGGCACAAGGUGCUGAGAUCGAAUUGGCACCUUUGCCGGAAGAUAUCAUCUGGGAGAAUGUCGUCAAGGGUAACGCCAAUCGCGGCUUUGCGAAGUUCUGGAUCGGUCUUGGCCUAGCACUUGUCAUGGUCGUCUACACGAUUCCUUUGGUGGCUGUCUCCUUCCUGGCCAACUUGACAUCUGUCGCGCAAUACGUCAAUUUUCUCGAGCGUUGGUCAACAUCCUCGCCCGCUUCGUUCGCUGCCGUCACAGGUAUCUUGCCACCUGUACUGUCACUGCUACUCCAAGCAUUCCUGCCAUCGAUCAUCCGCGUCUUUGCGCGCAAGCAAGGGGCUCUAACGCAUACACAGCUCGAUCGCGAUGUGCUUGGCUGGUACUUCGGCUUCACUUUUGCAACCAACGUUAUCAUCUUCUCCUUGAUCGGCGUAGCUUUCACCUUCAUCACGGAGGUCGUCAUCGAAGUCGGCAAAUCGGGUGGUCUGCGCGCUAUUUUGGGCGAGCUCAGUCGGCUGCCGGAUCGCGUGCAGAAUACCUACGUAUCGCAGUCAAACUACUGGCUGACAUGGUUCCCGGUGCGAACAUUCGCCGCCUUCUUCGAUCUCGCUCAGGUCGUCAACAUUGGUUGGAUCUGGCUGCGCACCCGUCUAUUUGGCCGUACGCCACGAGAUAUCAAAGAUUGGACGAAGCCGAGAGAGUUCGAUACGCCAGUCUACACAGGCGACUACCUGCUCAUGGUGGCAGUGGCGCUUGUCUAUGCCCCUUUGGCGCCGCUUGUCACUCUGUUCGCUGCCGUUUCAUUCUUCUUGAGCACAUUCGUCUACAAGUAUCAGAUGCUCUACGUCAGUGAAACGGAAAGCGAAUCUGGUGGUCGACUGUGGCGUGUACUGUCGAACAGAAUCAUUUUCUGCACGGCUUUCAUGCAAGCAAUCAUGACGCUUACGAUCGGUCUACAACGAGGCUGGAUCUACUGCACGACCUGCGUACCUGCUCUCGCCUUUUUGCUGAUCUUCGGCAUCGUUCUUAAUCGCCACUUCGACCAGCGCUUCAGGUGGUACAUUCCGGAUAGGGAAGAGAUUAUCGAGAGUACCGCUGGCGUCAACGUCAGCAAGCGUCAGCUCGACAAGAAGUUCGGACACCCUUCGUUGCAUAUUGAGCUUUUCUAUCCCGUCAUCGACAGAAGGAAGAUGGGACUUUGGGACGAAGUCACGGGCGGCCAGAAUCAAACGCACCUCAAGGCAGAGGGCGUUGACGAGAAGCAGCUCGAGAACGUCUCUGCAGUCGGCGUUCCCCUCGGUGUUCGGCGUGCAUCAGACUUCAAUGCGCUCAUGGGCCAGUCCCGACCGAUGGGUCGGACAAACGGUUCACAAGACAAGCUGCUCAAUUAUGCCGAUUCUGUCGUUGAUCCGCGAGAGUAUGCCUAUGGCCGAGACGAUGCCGCUUCUUACAAAGAGGCCUACGACCAUAGCUUCAACCCUUCUGUCGAGUCGCUCGACAUGGGCAACAUGGGUCCAUAUGGGCAACGACUACCACAUGGCUACUACCAGACGCCAAUCUCACAACCGGGCUCCGUCCCUGGAUCACCACGGUCUAGCUACGACGUGCCUCGACGAGGUGGCGGCCUACCGCCGGGUGCGACGGGUGCGAGUCCUCAAAUGAGGUCAUCUCCUCAAAUGCCACGGUAUAUGCCUAGGCAGCAGCAGCCUUACGACCAAUAUCAAUACCCUCCGCAUGGCAAUUUCUAG